AUGUCGUCAUUUAUUGGGACAUUCAAUCAGAGCGCGGCCACCGACAACAACACGGAGUCUGUCUCGGUGGCUCGCGAGAUCAACAACCAUGAUCCCGCUCGCAGUAUGACCAGUUCAAACACUGCUCUUGACCAGCAUGAGGAUGUGGGCAAUGAGGAGGUUAUCGAAGCCGAAGUCACUCGCCUUGCGCGUCGAUUGACACGGGAAUCUACCCACUGGGCCGAAGGACACAAUACCUUUGUCGACGCUGACAAGGAUUCGACCUUGGAUCCUCAUAGUCCCAACUUCAAGGCUCGCAAUUGGAUGAAGAAUGUGCUUGCCAUCACCUCUCGUGAUCCCGAGCGAUAUCCUGCUCGCCAGGCCGGUGUCUCCUUUCGCAAUCUCAGUGUCCAUGGAUAUGGCAGUCCCACAGACUACCAAAAGGACGUCUUCAACUCGGUCCUACAAGUAGGUGCUCUCGCACGUAUGAUCACUGGCACAGGAAAGCAGAAGAUUCAAAUCUUGCGCGACUUUGCUGGUGUCGUCAAAAGCGGCGAGAUGCUUGUGGUUCUUGGUCGUCCUGGAUCUGGCUGUUCCACUUUCUUGAAGACCUUGGCUGGUGACAUGAAUGGUAUUUACAAGGAUGACAAGACCUACAUGAACUACCAGGGUAUUUCCGACAAGCAGAUGAGAAACCAAUUCCGUGGCGAGGCGAUCUACACGGCCGAGACUGAUGUCCACUUUCCCCAACUCACUGUUGGCGACACCCUCAAGUUCGCUGCUUUGGCUCGUGCGCCCCGCAACCGCCUUCCUGGAGUCACUCGUGACCAAUACGCUGAGCACAUGCGCGAUGUGGUUAUGGCGAUGCUUGGUCUCUCGCAUACUAUCAACACUCGCGUCGGCAAUGACUUUGUGCGUGGUGUCUCUGGUGGUGAGCGCAAGCGUGUUUCUAUCGCCGAGGUCGCUUUGUGUGCCAGCCCUCUCCAGUGCUGGGACAACAGUACCCGUGGUCUGGAUAGUGCCAAUGCGUUGGAAUUCUGUAAGACUCUAGGACUGAUGGCCAAAUAUUCUGGAACGACCUGUGCGGUUGCUAUUUAUCAAGCCUCACAAAGUGCCUACGAUGUCUUUGACAAAGUCACCGUCCUCUACGAAGGUCGCCAGAUCUACUUUGGCCGCACUACUGAUGCCAAAGCUUUCUUCACCGACAUGGGUUUCGAAUGCCCCGAGCGCCAGACCACAGCCGAUUUCCUGACCUCUUUGACCAGUCCCGCUGAGCGCGUCGUCAAGCCAGGAUAUGAAAACUUGGUGCCUCGCACUCCCGACGACUUCGCCGCCGCCUGGAAGAAUAGCCAGGAAUACAAGGCCCUUAUGCGUGAGGUCGAAGAGUUUGACCAGGCUUACCCUCUCGGAGGCGACUCGCUGCAGAAGUUCGUCGAUUCCCGUCGCGCUAUGCAGGCGAAGCACCAGCGCGUCAAGUCUCCGUUCACUAUCUCUGUCUGGCAGCAAGUCAAGCUCUGCAUGCACCGUGGGUUCUUGCGUCUCAAGGGAGAUGCUAGUCUGACCCUCAGUCAGCUGAUCGGUAACUUCAUCAUGGCUCUCAUUAUCGGCUCUGUUUUCUUCAAUCUUGCAGAUACCACCGAAAGUUUCUACUCCCGCGGUGCGCUCUUGUUCUUCGCUGUCCUUCUCAACGCCUUCUCAAGUGCACUGGAGAUCUUGACUCUGUAUGCGCAGCGGCCAAUCGUCGAAAAGCAGGCUCGCUACGCAAUGUAUCAUCCUUUUGCCGAAGCCAUCGCAUCCAUGCUCUGUGACAUGCCCUACAAGCUCCUCAAUGCCGUGACUUUCAAUGUGACCCUCUACUUCAUGACGAACCUGCGUCGCACUCCCGGCGCAUUUUUCACGUUCCUGUUGUUCUCAAUCUUCACGACCUUGACAAUGUCAAUGAUCUUCCGGACCAUCGCAGCUAGCUCUCGAACGCUCUCCCAGGCUCUCGUACCAGCGGCUAUUUUGAUACUGGGUUUGGUCAUUUACACCGGGUUUACCAUUCCGCCUCGCAACAUGCUCGGCUGGUCUCGAUGGAUGAAUUACAUUGAUCCGAUUGCGUACGGCUUCGAGUCGCUGAUGGUCAAUGAGUUUCACAACCGUUGGUUUGACUGUCUCCCACAGUCAAUGAUCCCUACUGGCCCUGGAUACACGAACGUUCCGGCAGACAGCCAGAUCUGUUCUGCCAAGGGUGCUCGUGCUGGCGCCACGCGAGUCUUCGGCAACGACUACCUUGCCGACAGCUUCCAGUACUACAACAAGAAUAAGUGGCGCAACCUUGGUAUCAUGAUUGCGUUCAUGAUCUUUUUCAUGACCACCCACUUGCUUGCGACAGAGUACAUUUCUGAGUCAAAGUCGAAGGGUGAGGUUCUGCUUUUCCGCCGUGGUCACGCUCCCAAGCGCUCCACCAACGAAGAUGACGUUGAGCUGGAUAACGUCGUGGCUCCUGGCCAGAAGACCAAUGACGCCGGCAGUCAAGAAGUCUCUGCUGCCAUCCAGCGCCAGACUGCCAUUUUCCAGUGGAAGGACGUCUGUUACGAUAUCAAAAUCAAGAAAGAGGAGCGUCGGAUUCUUGAUCACGUCGAUGGAUGGGUCAAGCCUGGUACCUGCACUGCUUUGAUGGGUGUAUCUGGUGCUGGUAAAACCACUCUACUGGAUGUCCUUGCCACUCGUGUUACAAUGGGUGUCGUCACCGGUGAGAUGCUUGUUGAUGGACGCCCCCGCGACCAGUCAUUCCAGCGCAAGACCGGUUACGUCCAGCAGCAGGAUCUUCAUCUUUACACAACGACCGUUCGUGAGGCUCUGCGGUUCAGUGCUAUCUUGCGUCAGCCCGCCAAUGUCUCCCGACAAGAGAAACUAGACUACGUUGAAGAAGUCAUCAAGUUGCUGGGGAUGGAAGCUUAUGCCGAUGCCAUUGUCGGUGUUCCCGGUGAAGGUUUGAAUGUUGAACAACGCAAGCGCCUAACAAUUGGUGUCGAGCUCGCUGCAAAGCCGCAGCUCCUUCUUUUCCUCGACGAACCAACUUCCGGUCUUGACUCUCAGACAUCCUGGUCUAUUCUUGAUCUCAUUGAUACCUUGACCAAGCAUGGUCAGGCUAUUCUUUGCACAAUUCAUCAGCCCUCCGCCAUGCUCUUCCAGCGCUUCGAUCGUCUUUUGUUCCUCGCCAGAGGUGGCCGAACCGUCUAUUUCGGCGAUAUUGGCGAGAAGUCAUCCACUCUUGCUGAAUACUUUGAACGCAAUGGCGCCUCCAAGCUGCCUAUUGACGCGAAUCCCGCUGAAUGGAUGUUGGAGGUCAUUGGUGCUGCUCCUGGCUCCCAUACUGAUAUUGAUUGGCCUGCAGUCUGGCGUGAAAGCCCUGAGCGAAAGGCCGUUCAUGCUCACCUGGAGGAGAUGAAAGCCAACCUCUCGCAGAAGCCUGUCGAAGACGCUAGCACAAGCCCGGAAAACUACAAGGAAUUCGCUGCGCCUUUUGGAGUCCAGCUCUACGAGUGUCUUACUCGCGUCUUCAGUCAGUACUGGCGUUCUCCAGUAUACAUUUAUUCCAAGGCCGCCCUUUCCAUUUUGACGGCUCUCUACAUCGGUUUCUCCUUCUUCCAGGCCCAGAACUCUGAACAAGGACUGCAGAAUCAGAUGUUCAGUAUCUUCAUGCUGAUGACCAUCUUCGGAAACCUGGUGCAACAAAUCAUGCCUCAUUUCGUCACUCAACGGUCGUUGUAUGAAGUCCGCGAGCGUCCCUCCAAGACCUAUUCUUGGCAAGCGUUCAUGACUGCGAAUAUCUUGGUUGAGCUUCCAUGGAAUACUCUGAUGGCUGUCUUCAUCUACGUUUGCUGGUACUUCCCCAUCGGUCUGUAUCGCAAUGCUGAAGAGGCCGGUAAUCUCCAUGAGCGUGAAGGCUUGAUGUUCCUGCUUAUUUGGUCCUUCUUGCUCUUCACCUCGACCUUUGCGCACAUGAUGAUCGCCGGUAUCGACCUCGCUGAGACCGGUGGCAACUUGGCCAAUCUGCUGUUCUCACUCUGCUUGGUGUUCUGUGGUGUCCUCGCCACCCCUGCUCAAAUGCCCGGUUUUUGGAUCUUUAUGUACCGUGUCUCUCCAUUCACAUACCUGGUCUCUGCCAUGUUGUCGACCGGUGUUUCCGGCGCGACUGUCACCUGUGAGGCCGUUGAAUACCUUCACUUCCAGCCCCCUAGCGGCAAGACUUGCAUCCAAUACAUGGAGCCCUACAUCAAGAUGGCCGGAGGUUAUCUUGAGAAUGAGAAUGCCACAAGUGACUGCUCGUUCUGUACCAUCAAGUCGACGGACGUCUUCCUUGCCUCCGUGACCAGCUACUACAAGGAUGCGUGGCGCAACUUUGGCAUCAUGUGGGUCUACAUCAUCGUCAACAUCUUCUUGGCCGUCGGUAUUUACUGGCUUGCUCGGGUUCCCAAGGGUAGCCGCAGCAAGAAGGAGAAGAAAGAAUGA
Messenger RNA from Penicillium diatomitis, 4476 nucleotides. RefSeq names its product pleiotropic drug resistance family ABC transporter. The record is from RefSeq and is a predicted model, not a curated record. Gene Ontology annotation, molecular function: ATP hydrolysis activity; ABC-type transporter activity; ATP binding. Bases 1 to 4476 code for a protein of 1491 amino acids. Gene Ontology annotation, cellular component: membrane. Lineage: Eukaryota; Fungi; Ascomycota; Eurotiomycetes; Eurotiales; Aspergillaceae. Gene Ontology annotation, biological process: xenobiotic detoxification by transmembrane export across the plasma membrane. The transcript is spliced from 3 exons.